CGACGGCAUCCACAAAUAGUAGCGAGCAACUCGUCUCGGUUCGGAGCGUCAGGACAUUCUCGCACCACCACGCCUUCAAAGCGCGAAAGCAUCCCCGGCGACUUUCACAACAAGACGUGCUAGCCCAGCGACAAGACUGUCCCUCCGAGCAAUUCUACAGUCUUCAGCAUGUCCCAAAAUCGCCCGACAGCGGCGUUCAAUACGCUCCGUAUGGGAGAAAUCGUGCGAGAGAAAGUGCAGGAUGGAAUCACCGGAGAGACUAGAGAGCUCCAGUAUACCAAUUGCAAGAUUGUCGGCAACGGCUCCUUUGGUGUAGUGUUCCAGACCAAGCUGUCUCCUUCGGGAGAAGAUGCAGCCAUCAAGCGUGUUCUUCAGGACAAGAGAUUCAAGAACCGUGAGCUUCAGAUCAUGCGCAUCGUUCGGCACCCGAACAUUGUACAGCUGAAGGCAUUCUAUUACAGCAAUGGCGAACGGAAGGACGAAGUCUACCUCAACUUGGUGCAAGAAUUUGUGCCUGAGACUGUCUACCGAGCUUCUCGUUUCUUCAACAAGAUGAAGACGACCAUGCCCAUCCUGGAGGUCAAGCUCUACAUCUACCAGCUCUUCCGCGCCCUCGCAUACAUCCACUCACAAGGAAUUUGCCAUCGCGACAUCAAGCCACAAAACCUUCUCCUUGACCCAAACAGUGGCAUACUCAAGCUGUGCGACUUUGGAAGCGCCAAAAUCCUUGUCGAGAAUGAGCCAAAUGUCUCGUACAUCUGCUCCAGAUAUUAUCGUGCUCCAGAACUCAUCUUUGGUGCGACAAACUACACUACCAAGAUUGACGUAUGGUCCACUGGCUGUGUCAUGGCAGAGCUCAUGCUUGGACAGCCCCUUUUCCCUGGUGAAUCAGGCAUUGACCAGUUGGUGGAGAUCAUCAAAGUGCUUGGAACACCAACUAGGGACCAGAUCCGCACAAUGAACCCCAACUACAUGGAGCACAAGUUCCCACAAAUCAAGCCCCAUCCCUUCAGCAAGGUCUUCCGCAGGGCAGACGCCAAUGCGUUGGAUCUUAUCGGGCGGCUUCUCGAGUAUACUCCCACAGAGCGCCUGAGCGCGAUUGACGCGAUGGUCCAUCCCUUCUUCGAUGAGCUGCGGGAUCCGGGAACCAAGCUCCCAGACUCCCGCCACUCAACGGGCAAUCUUCGAGAUCUACCCAGCCUCUUUGACUUCUCCAAGCACGAACUCUCCAUAGCGCCACAGCUGAACCACAAGCUCGUCCCAGCUCACAUGAAGCCCGUUCUCCUCUCCAGGGGGCUCGACAUCGACAACUUCACACCACUGGCCAAGUCAGAAAUGAUGGCCAAGCUGGAUUGAUGCAAAAACAUGAGCCCCAGUACCGCCCGUUGCUUGCCGACACCUCGGACCUUCUGAGCACAAUGGCAAUGACUCAACGGA
Messenger RNA from Microdochium trichocladiopsis, 1437 nucleotides. Its product is annotated as kinase-like domain-containing protein. NCBI's taxonomy places the organism in Eukaryota, Fungi, Ascomycota, Sordariomycetes, Xylariales, Microdochiaceae. Gene Ontology annotation, cellular component: cytoplasm. The transcript has 6 exons. The coding region runs from base 169 to 1356 and encodes 395 amino acids. The record is from RefSeq and is a predicted model, not a curated record. Gene Ontology annotation, biological process: signal transduction; protein phosphorylation. Gene Ontology annotation, molecular function: protein serine/threonine/tyrosine kinase activity; ATP binding; protein serine/threonine kinase activity.